Molecule: messenger RNA, 2640 nt
Organism: Andrographis paniculata
Lineage: Eukaryota; Viridiplantae; Streptophyta; Magnoliopsida; Lamiales; Acanthaceae
Exons: 13
Coding region: 178-2454 (758 amino acids)
Source: RefSeq, a predicted model, not a curated record
CUCCGUUCCGUUUUAUGUUGCAACGAUUCAUCAGAACCUGUCAAAACAAAACGGACGGACGGACGGCGUUAUUCGGCGUUGUUUAUUACUAGUGUUGUCGUUUGCAGUUUCUCUGUGAUCGAAACCUUCCUCCCACAUUCUGUCACUUGAUUCGAUUCUGUAAUCCAUCGCGCGAAAAUGGCAGCGGAGUUCUCCAAGGCGGUCGCACUCGGGCUCAAGCUCUCCAAGCGAAUCUACUACGGCAAGGAUGCGAUGCCAGUUGUUUCGGCGCCGCCGUGUGUGGAGGAGAUGAAGGCGGAGGAGGAGGAGAAUUAUCUUCCCACGGCGGUGAUGGCGUACGCCGAGAUAACUGAGCCAUCGGUGGUGGAUAAUCCUGAUGUGCCGAGCUACCAGCCGUAUGUCCACGGAAGGUGCGAACCGCCGGUGUUGAUUCCGCUGCAUAUGCAUGGCGUGUCGAUGGAGGUCGAUUGCUAUUUGGACACGGCGUUCGUUACCGUGAGCGGCGCGUGGAGAGUACACUGUGUUGCCGCGAGUAAGAGUUGUUACUGCCGCAUUGCUGUGCCCAUAGGUGAACAGGGUUCAGUUCUAGGUGUAGAAGUUGAAAGCCCUUUGAAGUCAUACCAUACAAAAUUGACUUCGCUGGCAGAUACUGAAGAUGAAGAAAAAGUUUCCAGCAGUAAAGAUGGAUUCCUGAUUAAAGGCCAUAUAUACACUCUGAAAAUUCCUCAAGUAGUAGAAGGUGGGACUGUGCUAUCAAUAAAAGUCAGCUGGACCCAGAAAUUAUUAUAUCAAGAUGAACAAUUUAGCCUCAACCUGCCUUUCACAUUUCCUUCUUAUACCAUUCCUAUGAUAAAGAACUUAGACAAAAAAGAGAAGAUUUUAGUGAAUGUGAACUCUGGAGGUGGAACUGAAAUCUUGUGCCAAAGUACUAAUCAUCCUCUAAAGAGAGUAGGUCCGGAAGCCGUAAAAACAAGAUUUUGUUAUGAGAAAGACAUUUCAUAUUGGUCCACCAAUGACUUCAUCUUUUCAUACAGCAUUUCGUCAAGCGGAAUUGUUGGUGGUAUAUUGUUGCAGAGUCCAUCUCUGCAAGAUCAUGAUCAACGAGAGAUGUUUUGCUUUUAUCUAUACCCAGGGAAAAGAAAAAAUAAUGAGGUUUUCAGAAAGGAAGUGGUGUUUUUGGUUGACAUAAGUGCAAGCAUGCAAGGGAAACCACUUGAGAGUGUUAAAAGAGCUCUAUUAGUGGCUCUCUUGAAGCUUAGCCCAGGCGAUGCUUUCAAUAUUGUUGCUUUCAAUGGAAGUUCUUUAUCAUUUUCACCAUCUUUGGAACCAGCAACAAAUGAAAUGAUAAAAAGAGCUUCUGAAUGGAUUGAAAAUAAUUUUAUAGCUGAAGGUGGCACAAAUAUUGCAGCUCCUCUGAACCAGGCCAUCAGCAUGUUCUCAAAAAGGGGGAAAUCACUUCCCCUCAUUUUUCUCGUCACUGAUGGAGCUGUUGAAGAUGAAAAGGAUAUAUUUGAUUCAAUGAGAGAUCAUCUCAUGAAGGGGUGCUUGACUACUCCACGGAUCUGCACGUUUGGCAUAGGUUCAUACUGCAAUCACUAUUUCUUGCAAAUGCUUGCACAAAUGGGAAGGGGCUACUACGAUGCUGCCUUUGACAUUGAUACGGUCUCCAUGCGGAUGGAAAGGCUAGUCGGUUAUGCAACAUCAAUAAUUCUUGCUGAUAUAUCCCUUGAUGCCUUGAGUGAUCUUGAUUCCCUCGAGAUUUAUCCAUCUCAUCUACCAGACUUGUCCUCAGGAUGUCCAUUGUUCAUAUCAGGAAGAUAUCAUGGAAAUUUUCCUGAGAGUGCUAAAGUUUAUGGUACCUUAGCUGAUGCUACCGAUUUUCAGAUUAAUGUUAAAGUGCAAGAUGCAAAGGACAUUCCUCUUGACAAAGUAUUUGCUAGGAGUCAAAUAAAUGCACUCACAGCCAAAGCUUGGUAUUCCGGGAGCAAAGAAUUUGAGGAAAAGACUACAAAAUUGAGCUUACUCACUGGGGUGCCUUGUGAGUAUACCAGUUUCACCCUAAUCGAGACCGGAAGAGGCAAGGCGAAUCCCAAGUCGAAAACAGAACAAGAGUUGCAGAAGGCUGGCGACACAAAAGUGCGCAACUUAAGCUUCAAAGAGCCUAAGAUUACAUAUCUGCGGAGCCUAGGCAUUGGCUUUGGCAACAGAGCGGCCACGGCUGAAAAUGUACCUCCCGAUGAAGCUGAACCCAAGCUCUAUGAAACAUCAGAAAAGAUAUUCAAAGCUGCAACAGAUUUCUGCGGCAGGAUGGCAGAUAACGUAUGCUGCAUGUGUUUCAUUCAGUGUUGUAACCGGCUGAACGACCAGUGCGCUAUCGCUCUCACUCAGCUCUGCACUGCUCUCGCGUGCUUCGAAUGCAUGUCUCUCUGCUGCGAGGUCUGCUCCGGCGACUAACUGUUUCGAAUAGAAUAGGUCUUAAGCAAACACGAUGAUACAGGUGUGUGGGCAUCCAUGUAUGUAUACUUUGUAACUGCUCUUCUUAUAGGUGCAAUGGAAUGUAAGAUGAGUGAAAAUAUAUGAUUUCUCUUCUAAUUGUAUUGCCAAUGGCCGAGCUAAUUAAGUAAUAAAUAUUAUUAGGUA